AUGUCUUUGGAGAACCAGACUGCGGAUUUGUCUUUGAAAAACGGCAAGGCAAAGCCGGCCAAGCAGCCCAAGCAAAACAAGCAGCAGCCCAAAAAUAAGUCCAAGGGUGCUAUUGAAGGCGCGGCUCAGGUGGGAGUGACCAUCGACAAAGAGCUUGAUUUCCCCGGCUGGUACCAGCAGGUGCUCACCAAGGGCGAGAUGCUGGAGUACUACGAUGUUUCAGGCUGCUACAUCAUGCGCCCUGCGUCCUUUUUUGUUUGGGAGAAGAUCACCGAGUUUUUCAACAAGCGGAUCACUGAUAUGGGUGUCCGUAAUGCCUACUUCCCCAUGUUUGUGUCGUCGCGUGUUUUGGAGCGUGAAAAGGACCACGUCGAGGGCUUUGCUCCUGAAGUUGCCUGGGUCACGCGUGCUGGCUCCAGUGACCUUGAGGAGCCCAUCGCUAUUCGCCCCACAUCUGAGACCGUCAUGUACCCUUACUAUGCCAAGUGGAUCCGUUCUCACCGGGAUCUGCCUUUGCGUUUGAACCAGUGGAACUCGGUUGUUCGCUGGGAAUUCAAGCACCCCCAGCCUUUCCUGCGCACUCGUGAGUUCUUAUGGCAGGAGGGCCACACGGCACACCUUACCAAGGAGGGCGCCGUGGAGGAAGUGGAUCAGAUUCUGGACUGGUACGCUGAUGUUUACACUGAUCUGCUUGCUGUACCUGUUAUCAAAGGCCAAAAGACCUCCAAGGAGAAGUUCGCCGGCUCUUUGUUCUCGCGUUCGAUCGAGGGCUUCAUCCCCACCACUGGUCGGGGCAUUCAGGCCGCUACCUCGCACUGCUUGGGUCAGAACUUUAGCAAAAUGUUCAACAUUGUCGUCGAGGACCCCAGUGCCCCCGAGGGCACAGAGAAGGGCAAGUUGCAUGUCUGGCAGAACUCUUGGGGUUUGUCUACUCGCACCAUCGGUGUCAUGGUGAUGGUUCACUCUGACAACAACGGUUUGGUGAUUCCCCCGCGGGUUGCUGAGGUGCAGGUGGUUGUUAUUCCUCUGGGUCUCGACAAAAAGGCCACCCCCGAGACUAUUGAGCAGGUUACUGCUGCUUGCCAGAAGGCGGAGGCUGAUCUGCGGGCUGCUGGUCUUCGAGUCACAGUGGACGCACGCGACCAGCAGCCUGGCUGGAAAUACGCAGACGCUGAGCUUCGGGGUAUUUGUCUUCGUCUUGAAAUCGGGCCCAAAGAUCUUGCCAAGGGCACUGCUCUCUCGGUCCGUCGUGAUAACCGCGCCAAGGCUCCUUUGGCUCUUGACUCUCUUGCCGUGGAGGUCCCCAAGGUCCUUGACCAGAUGCAUAACGACAUGUACGCCCGUGCCAAGGAGCUGUUCGACUCGCACAUCAAGACUGUUCUCACCGUUGAGGAAAUGGGGCCCCUGCUGAACGAGCGUAAUGUCCUGCUUGCUCCGUUCUGCGGCGAAGAAGAAUGCGAGGACGUCAUCAAGGAUGCGACUGCUCGCCAAAACACCGAGGACGUUGACGAGCGUGCUCCCUCUAUGGGUGCCAAGACCCUCUGUGUGCCCAAAGAUCAGCCUGAGCUCAAGGAGGGCACCAAGUGCGCUGGCUGUGACCGUCCUGCCGUCGCCUGGACCCUGUUUGGUCGCUCGUACUAG
Molecule: messenger RNA, 1641 nt
Organism: Wickerhamiella sorbophila
Lineage: Eukaryota; Fungi; Ascomycota; Dipodascomycetes; Dipodascales; Trichomonascaceae
Exons: 1
Coding region: 1-1641 (546 amino acids)
Biological process (GO): prolyl-tRNA aminoacylation
Cellular component (GO): aminoacyl-tRNA synthetase multienzyme complex; cytoplasm
Molecular function (GO): proline-tRNA ligase activity; ATP binding
Source: RefSeq, a predicted model, not a curated record